UUUUGUCGGUAGCCGCUUUCCGUACUUACCGGUUAUUGGAGGUCAGCCUCCUGUGGCGUGAGCUUGAAAUGUGAACCCAGAAAUGUCAUGAAGUGAAUCUGAAGAAAGCAAUCAGUGCCUUCAUUUACGCGGAAUCGCUUUGUCUUCAUGGCGUGAAUCUCCUUUGUGUGGUAAACUGUUGCGAGCGGAAGUCUUAUUGUGACAGAAACGGGCAAUAGUUGAUCCGUCCGUUUUGCCCUACAGAGGCCUGCGCUGUUACAUGUAGCAGCAGGAUCAAUGAUCCUCGACAAAGGACUCGUCCGUUUUUUAUUUUGAUCACAUUAAAGUUGCAACAAUGAGAAAGGACGUGAGGAUAUUACUGGUCGGAGAACCCAAAGUGGGGAAGACCUCUCUUAUCAUGUCACUCGUCAGCGAGGAAUUUCCUGAUGAGGUUCCUCCAAGAGCCGAAGAGAUUACUAUUCCUGCAGACGUCACACCUGAGCGAGUGCCCACUCAUAUAGUAGAUUACUCCGAAGCAGAACAGUCAGAUGAGCAGCUUUACCAAGAAAUAACAAAGGCUAAUGUUAUAUGCAUCGUCUAUUCAGUGAACAAUAAGAAAUCAAUCGAAAAAGUGACGAGUCAUUGGAUUCCACUCAUCAAUGAAAGAACAGAUAAGGACAGCAGAGUGCCGCUAAUCCUGGUGGGCAAUAAAUCUGACCUGGUGGAGCACAGCAGCAUGGAGACCAUCCUGCCCAUCAUGAACCAGUACUCAGAGAUUGAGACCUGUGUGGAGUGUUCUGCCAAAAACCUGAAGAAUAUCUCUGAGCUGUUUUAUUAUGCCCAGAAGGCUGUUCUUCACCCCACAGGACCUCUGUACUCGCCAGAAGAGAAAGAGAUGAAGCCGUCUUGCAUCAAAGCACUCACUCGCAUUUUCAAAAUAUCAGACCUGGAUAAUGAUGGCAUUCUGAAUGAUAACGAGCUUAAUUUCUUCCAGAGAACAUGUUUUAACAUACCACUGGCACCUCAAGCCCUGGAGGACGUCAAGAAUGUCGUGCGGAAAAAUAUGACCGAUGGAGUCAAAGACAACGGCCUUACACUGAAGGGUUUCCUGUUUCUUCACACACUCUUCAUUCAGAGGGGGAGGCAUGAGACCACAUGGACCGUGCUUAGGAGGUUUGGUUAUGAUGAUGAUCUGGAGCUUACACAAGAAUACCUGUUUCCACUGUUUAAAAUACCUCCAGACUGCACAACAGAGCUGAAUCACAAUGCCUACCUCUUCCUCCAGAGUGUGUUUGACAAACAUGACAAAGAUCGAGACUGUGCCCUGUCUCCAGAUGAGCUGAAGGAUUUGUUCAAGGUGUUUCCCUACAUGCCCUGGGGUCCCGAUGUCAACAACACAGUCUGCACCAAUGAGCAAGGCUGGAUCACUUACCAAGGCUACCUUUCCCAGUGGACACUUACAACAUACCUAGAUGUGCAGCGGUGUUUGGAGUACCUGGGAUAUCUCGGCUACUCUAUUAUUCAAGAGCAGGAGUCACAAGCAGCUGCCAUCACAGUCACCAGGAACAAGCGUAUUGACCUGCAGAAGAAGCAGACCCAGCGCAGUGUUUUCCGAUGUAAUGUCCUCGGGGCUCGAGGCUGUGGUAAAAGUGGCUUUCUGCAGGCUUUCCUGGGCAGGAACCUUGUGCGCCAGAAGAGGAUAAGAGAAGACCACAAGUCUUAUUAUGCCAUUAGCACUACUUAUGUUUAUGGACAGGAGAAAUAUCUGCUCCUUCACGAGGUGCUUCCAGACGUGGAGUUUCUUUCUGAAGCUGAUCUGGCUUGUGAUGUUGUUUGUCUGGUUUAUGACAUCAGCAACCCACGCUCAUUUGAAUACUGCGCUAAAGUCUACAAGAAACACUUCAUGGACAGCAAGACCCCAUGUGUGAUCAUUGCUGCCAAGUCUGACCUGCAUGAAGCCCGUCAGUACUACAGUCUCUCGCCGUUGGACUUCUGCCGAAAACACAAGCUUCACCCGCCGCAGCUGUUCACCUGCAACACCACCGAAGCUCCGAGCAAGGACCUCUACACCAAACUCACCACUAUGGCCAUGUACCCCCACGCCAAGUUACGCUGCAUGUGCGGCUGCAACAGGUGCACCUAUUGCAUCUGUCACAACCUCCUGAACUCUGAGCUGGUGCGCUCGGUAAAGGCCAAAUUCUCCAGCGCUGUUCUCAACAGGUUGAGACCUUUUAUACAAGAUCUGGGCACAUUUCUGUUGGCUGAUGAGGAGUCCAGCCUCACCCAUCAGGUUCAUGCAGUCAGCUUUGUUGAGGACUCGGUCUUCAUGGAGUCGUCUGUCGACCCGUUUGUGCCCGCUUGUAACAGACACAUGACCCAAGCUGACCUGAAAAACUCUACAUUUUGGCUGAGGGCGAGCGUCGGUGCCACUGUCUUUGCUGUUCUGGGCUUUGCCAUGUACAAAGCUCUCCUCAAGCAGCGGUGAUCAGUGCAAAUACAAAAAAAAAACUAAACAGCAUGUUACUGCAAACCCAGACCCACGAUGAUCCCUCAUUCCAUCCUCGUUUCAUUUAGGAGAAAAGAUUCCUAGUAAAUAGCAUAGUACAUUUUGUAGAGUAAAAACUGCCUUUCCCAAACCAAGUGUUACAGGAACUCUAUUUGUUGGAACGGGACGGGAUUUUACGAAGAGGCUUCUGCUCUUUUUCUGAUGGGACGGUUUUUAAUUUAUGCACACGGAUGUUUUCCUCAGGUCAGUAUUAAUUGGUGUGACCUAUGUUGGAGAGGGACGGCAGAGAAGCCUGAUAGGUGACUGAACACUGUUUAUAUGUAUGUAAAUAUAUAUAUCUAUCUUACUGGACAUUCUACGAUUGUCUCUAGCUAGCGAACAAACCAUAUUUUAUCCCAUAGUGCUCGAGGGAGAAGCACUGAAACCAAGCCAUUUCUCACGUCGAGGUCAUUUUGCUCAUUAAACAUCACCAUUGUGUUCGUUUAUCAGCCUUAUUUCUCUCUUUUUGGGCAUGUAAGAACAAGGAAUUCUUUUUUUAUGAAAUAUUUAGUUUUAUUUUGAUAAGUUAUGCAUUUAUUUCUUAAUUUCCUUACUACCCAUGGCCUUCAUGAAGAAUAUGCACACAAAUAAAACCUUUUUAUGUUCAGUGAUGAGAUGCCGUAACCGGUUUGUGUUCAACCAGACUAAAUAGGACCUGCUUAUUACAUUACAAAAAGGCGGUAUGAAUUAUUCCCAACUAACAAUCACGUAGAGACGCAUCAUUUUUUUUGUUCUGAUGUUUAUGCAUAUGUAACUUUUGAGUGCAGUUUUUCCCUCUUUAAGACCACGGGAUUGUUGCGCUUGUGGGUUUUCAGUCAUUUACAAUAAAUAAUGGUGUGAAUAAA
Messenger RNA from Danio rerio (zebrafish), 3369 nucleotides. Lineage: Eukaryota; Metazoa; Chordata; Actinopteri; Cypriniformes; Danionidae. The record is from RefSeq and is a predicted model, not a curated record.